AGAGUAGUAUUUUAUGAGGCUUGCCCACAACAUAAACUUGCACACGUAGAACCUCCCUCAACGUAAGAGCCUAUGUCAGUUCAGUUCAAACGAUUAUGAAACCGUUCACUCUGACUCUCAAUUCCAUGGCAUGAAUCUGGACGCAAAGUCGUGAUCCUUCUCAUUAACGAGACUCGGACUCUCAGCUGCAUCUUCAGUUCUAUAGCUGAAACCCAAACCCGAUUGGACGCCGCAAAAUUCAACAACCGAUUCACCCGCUCGCUCGGCUAUGGAAGUCGAGGAUGUCAAAGCCAUAGCCGGGGGUUCUUCUUCUUUGGAAUGGAACCCCAGUAAGAGCAUUGCGGAGAGGCGGGCGGCCAAGUGCGGUUUCAAUGCUAAGUGUCUUAAAACGGCGCUGUUUCGAACCGCGAGCCCCUUGGCUUCUCCGGCGGCGAGGCUAACUAUUCCCGCCGGGAUUAGCCCCACCGCCUUGCUUGACUCCCCCAUCAUGCUACCAAACAUCCGGGCACCGCAUUCUCCAACCACUGGAACUUUUCCAUUGCCUCCUCUCAGCCAUGAAAGUUUGAUGCUGAGUUCGGUGGCUGCUGAAUAUGGGGAUAGGGGCAGUGAUGUUGGCUCCCUCAAAUUCGUACCGUAUGAGAAUCCUGAUUCUUUGUCUGGCUUUUAUGGAUUUAUAGAUCAGAAUGCUGAUGUUGACAAUAACGCACUUGAGUCAGUGCCAACACAAAUGGAUUUUGAAUUCCCAGCAGAACUCCCAAAAGCAGAUACCAUAGACGACUGUGCAAUGGGUUUAUCCACUAAUGGGAAAGUGUUAAAAAACAUGGUUAUGAAUGCCAAAUGCAAGGACUUGUCCAUUCAUCACUCUGAAGUAGCCAGCGAUCAAAAGUCUCUUCUGAAAGAACCUAUUCAUGGAGAGGAUGUUGGGGCAAAUCAUCUUCUGGAAGGAGACUUGAAAGGGUCAUAUCCUUCUACAGGAGUGUUAAGGGCAUCAGAAGAUGGAUACAAUUGGAGAAAGUAUGGGCAGAAACAGGUAAAAGGUAGUGAAUAUCCAAGAAGUUACUAUAAAUGCACACAUUCAAAUUGUCAGGUGAAAAAAAAGGUGGAGCGAUCCCAUGAUGGUCAAAUAACAGAAAUCGUCUAUAAGGGUACUCAUAAUCAUGCAAAACCUCAGCCUAACCGCCGAGCAUCUAUCGGUUCCACAUUUUCAAUCGAUGAAACAUCAGAGAUGGGUGAAGACAGUGGAACCUGUAUCAAAUCUGAAGGCGGAUCAGUCUGGAGGAAUAUUCAGUUGGGUUCGAAGGAUGUUAAAUUUGGCUCUGAUUGGAGGGCUAAUGGGAUGGAAGGGACGUCCUCAGCAUCUGUUCUAUUGGAGUUUUCAGAUCCAUUAUCAACUGCACAAAGGAAAUCUGUAGGAGUAUUUGAAUCAGGUGAAACUCCAGAGCUUUCAUCUAGACUUGGUAGUCAUGAUGAUGAUGAUAAUGAAGAUGAGGCCGCACAGGGAAGCAUAUCCCUUGAAGAUGAUGCUGAUGUCGAUGAGUCCGAGUCAAAAAGAAUGAAGACAGAGAACUGCUUGAUUGAAACAAAUUUGGCAUCCAGGGCUGUCCGCGAACCAAGAGUAGUUGUCCAAAUAGAGAGUGAAGUAGACAUACUUGAUGAUGGUUAUCGCUGGCGGAAAUAUGGGCAAAAAGUUGUCAAAGGAAAUCCAAACCCUAGGAGCUACUACAAAUGCACAAGCGCCGGAUGUUCUGUGCGGAAGCAUGUGGAAAGGGCCUCUCACGAUAUUAAAUGUGUAAUCACAACAUAUGAGGGAAAACACAACCAUGAAGUGCCUGUAGCCAGAAAUGGGGGCCAAAUAAAUUCAAGCGGUGCUAAUGCAUAUCCAGCAGCUACUAAUGCUCAAUCUACCCUUACACUUGCCAGAAACAUGAAUGUUUCAGAACGUGAAACACACGUUCAAGAUCUUGCACCACAUUUUGUUAGGAAACCUGAAUUCGGUAAUGACCAACCCAGACCCAGUUUCCUCGGAAACUUUAAUAAUGACAUGAAAUUUGGGGCUACCCCAAUUUAUCAAAUGAAGUUUCCCUCCUUACAAAACACCAUCUCUUAUGCCUCUCUUGGUCUGAAUUCUAACUGCACUUUUAACCUUCAAUCCUAUCCCUUUGUAGUCCCCGACUUCCCAAUUUCGCUGCCAUUGGAACUUCCCAAUGCAGGGAAUCUUACUCUAGCUGGUCUUGAUUUUAAUGUUGGAAAACCAGUUGGUCCAGUUCAGUCUUUCCGUUCAGGGCAGCAGCUGAAGGAAAAUGAUGCAAGGUUUCUCAGGCCAAAGCAGGAGCAAAAUGAUGAUAACCUUUACGAUGCCUGCCUGGCCACAGUUGAUCAUGGAAACGCGUCGUCAUCCUCCUCCUCAUCAUCGUCUUCUAUUUAUCACCGGGUCAUUGGAAGUUUCUCAUCUUGAAAAUUUUGGUUUGCUUGUGUAGUGGUCGGCAAUAGCUUGGAACUUUGCUUUCCUCUUUGUAGUGAUUGAAGGUGACAAUGCAUCGCCUAUUCAUAAGUUAUUUUUUCAUAAACAUCAUUGAGAAAAAAUGUUCAUACAAGCUGCGUACAAUCUCUCUAA
Messenger RNA from Juglans microcarpa x Juglans regia, 2614 nucleotides. Its product is annotated as WRKY transcription factor SUSIBA2-like. The transcript has 5 exons. Gene Ontology annotation, molecular function: DNA-binding transcription factor activity; sequence-specific DNA binding. The record is from RefSeq and is a predicted model, not a curated record. Gene Ontology annotation, biological process: regulation of DNA-templated transcription. NCBI's taxonomy places the organism in Eukaryota, Viridiplantae, Streptophyta, Magnoliopsida, Fagales, Juglandaceae. Bases 269 to 2455 code for a protein of 728 amino acids.